This is a messenger RNA of Cydia strobilella, 829 nucleotides long. It is a transcript of the gene baf, whose product is annotated as barrier-to-autointegration factor. The record is from RefSeq and is a predicted model, not a curated record. Gene Ontology annotation, molecular function: DNA binding. The transcript has 2 exons. NCBI's taxonomy places the organism in Eukaryota, Metazoa, Arthropoda, Insecta, Lepidoptera, Tortricidae. The coding region runs from base 199 to 471 and encodes 90 amino acids.
UUUGAUUGGUCGAGUGUUGACUAGUGACGCAAAUUUAGCGCGCCGUACUCUGCAUACUUUGCUAUCCACAACUGUGGUGUAGUGUCCACCAGUGGUUGCUAAAACUGUGCUAUUGUUCUACGUGUGUAAACAGUUCAAAUUACUGGUUAGAUUAGAGCCGGAGUUUUUUUAACUAACCGCCACCACUCAACAAGUACAAUGUCUAGUACAUCACAAAAGCAUCGCAACUUCGUGGCUGAGCCCAUGGGGGAGAAGCCAGUUACAGAUCUAGCCGGCGUGGGGGAAGUCUUAGGGCGGAGGCUCGAAACAGCAGGUUUUGACAAGGCCUAUGUUGUACUUGGCCAGUUUUUGGUUCUGAAGAAGGAUAAAGAGCUCUUUCAAGAGUGGAUGAAAGAGACCUGCAGUGCUAACUCAAAGCAAUCCGCAGAUUGUUACCAGUGCUUACAAGAGUGGUGUGAUGAAUUUUUGUAAAUUGACCUUGAAAUGUCGGACUAAUAUUUUCUUACCUGUAAAUAAUUGGACAGUAAGCAGUUAUGACUAAUCUAUGCAUUUUUGUAUGUGUUUGUUAAUAUGUAAUUUUUAAUGAAAGUUAACAAAUUGUUACAGUACCUAACCAGAUAAGAACCAAUCUUAAACUUAAUUAGUUACUUUACCACAUAUUAAUUAUGAUUCAUUCACCAGAACAUGAAAAGAUAUUUUUUUUUAUAUUCAUUCAACAAUAAUUAUAGUAAUAUUGGUAACAUUCAAUGGCUUUGUGAAUAUUGACAUCUCUUUUAAGAAUAAAAUGUACUAUUAAUAAUUUUUUCAAUAAAAUAAAAACAUGUUUCCA